This is a messenger RNA of Colossoma macropomum (tambaqui), 1732 nucleotides long. Its product is annotated as galactose-3-O-sulfotransferase 4. Gene Ontology annotation, cellular component: membrane. Bases 383 to 1732 code for a protein of 449 amino acids. The record is from RefSeq and is a predicted model, not a curated record. The transcript is spliced from 3 exons. Gene Ontology annotation, molecular function: galactosylceramide sulfotransferase activity. Lineage: Eukaryota; Metazoa; Chordata; Actinopteri; Characiformes; Serrasalmidae. Gene Ontology annotation, biological process: glycolipid biosynthetic process.
UCACACUCUGUGCACCGUGUGGGCGGCCUCCUUUCGUCCAAGUGGCUGAGAGGCUUAGAGAGGUCAGGUAAGGCCUUUAGGCUUGUGUUCUAACCUCCUACUGAUCACAUUUUACACAGAGGCAGCACAGAAUGAAGACAGCACAUCAGAAACAAAGAAGUGUAGAAAAACAAAAAAAUUGUCCAACAUCCCACAGCAUGAUGUAUUAAGGCUUUACGGGGCAGAGGGAUCUUUAAACCAAAAGAAAAGGGAACUGAGGGUUCAGGUGAAGAAUGAAGGACAGUGAAAAUGAGAGUAGAUAAAAUGUACAGAAUGGAGUGAGGGAAAAGAGGAUAGAUCAUUCUAGAAGUAGAUGGAUGGUUAGGGGUGCCAAGUUAGGGAGAUGACCUUGCGAUGGCUGUCCACUCAGCUUUGGAGACAUCGAGUAAUGGGUCUUUUAUUGACCCUGGCGGUGACCGUCAUCCUCAUGCUUCUGGCCACACAGUCUCUUCAGAACACCAGGGGCCACAACGUGAGGCUGUCAGGGGAGAGGAGACAGCAAAAAGGGCAUGAUCACAAACAUCCACCAGUCCGCCCUGGAUCUGCACCAAGACAUAUGGCAAGCAGUGCAGAAGGAAUAAAGAACCAGCUGCUUCCCACUGCUGAGUCCGUCAACCAGGCCGUAAAGAAAGGAAGGAGCCCUCCGCCUGUGGCCUUCCUCAAAACACACAAGACUGGCAGCAGCACCGUGCAGAACCUGCUGUUCCGACUUGGAGAAAGAGAGAAAGCCACCUUCGCCUUCCCCUAUUACACCUACCAGUUCAGCUACCCUGAGAGGUUCAGAGCAGAGUUUGUGGAUGAGCUUCCAGAAGGAUCGUCUCAGUUUGACCUGCUGUGCAGCCAUAUGCGGCUGGAUCUGAGCCAGCUGAGACAGGUGAUGCCUCCAAACGUGGUCCUCGUCACCAUCCUGCGAGAGCCCCUCAGGACCUUUGAGUCUGUCUUCAGCUACUACACUUCCAGCAUACCUGCUUUCUCCAGGGCCAAGCAAGCAGCCGCUAGGGCUGAAAACAAGGACAGGACCACGCUCUCUGUCUUCCUGGAGGAUCCAGAAAGCUUCUGGGACCCAAAAGAGCCAAGGGAUGGUCUGGCUAAGAACCCCAUGAGCUUCGACAUGGGCUUGAACAAUGAGGAGUGGAACGCCUCUUGGCCCGAAGACUUGUCCCAUCUAGAGGAGGCCUUCGACCUGGUGAUGAUUGCAGAACACUUUGAUGAGUCACUGGUUCUCCUAGGGGCCCUGCUGGGUCUGGAGCCACAAGACUUGGCCUAUGUUUGGAUGAACGCUAGGCAGAGCAGUGAUGUGACUAUGUUGGAUGAUGAUGCCAGAGCCAAGCUGCGAUCAUGGAAUGCACUGGACUCCCUCCUCUAUGACUUCUUCCUGCAGGAGUUCUGGGCCAAGGCCGAGCAUUUUGGCCUGGACCGGCUCAAAACAGGGGUAGCUGAGCUUAGCGCCUCCACAGAGAAGAUACGGAGCAAGUGCGUGUCCAGGGCUGCGGUGCACCCUAGUGAGCUGGAGGACUUAGUGCGGCCCUGGCAGACAGACACGGCCACCAUACUGGGAUACGAAGUCAAAAGGAACCUCAGUCUGGAAGAUCAGGGGUUCUGUGUGCGGCUGGUGCUGCCUGAACUGCAGUAUCACUCUCAUCUGUACUUUCAGCAAUAUGGCAGAGAUAUGAGAGCCGUGCCUGCAGACUGA